Molecule: messenger RNA, 657 nt
Organism: Caenorhabditis remanei
Lineage: Eukaryota; Metazoa; Nematoda; Chromadorea; Rhabditida; Rhabditidae
Exons: 4
Coding region: 1-657 (218 amino acids)
Source: RefSeq, a predicted model, not a curated record
AUGGUGUCUUAUUGUCUUCUUCCAGUUCUUUUUAUUCUAGCUAUCGGAUUCAACAGAGUCACUGGAGAGAACCUUGAAGAAGUACCGUGUGAGGAAGAAACAACCACCAGGACCUCUAUCCCAUCUAUUACUCCAACAACUACACCUACCACCACAACUACAGUCGCAAGGACUACGACCGCAAACGCGUGCGCAAAUGUCCGAGCAGCUGUAUCGCCUUACCUAAGACAGAACGGAUUCUGGUGCUCAAUGCUGGUACACUUUGGCGCAGGCAGCACUAAUUGGUUUGAAUAUGAGAAUGCACGUGGUAAUUGUGUCCGGAACAAAUUGGUUGUGAGCAGCAUGGAAACGGAUGAAGAAAAAACGGAUUUUAUUAAACUGAUCCAAGAAACGGUUCUCUAUAACCUCACUGCAUUAUGGGUUGGCGCCAGUCUUAACACAACUACUCAACAGUACUAUUGGGAUGACGGACUGGCGGUUAAACUUAUGGACCCCCAACCGAUAAUUGAAGAUCCCGAGGGUCAUGUUGCUUGGUUCAUUAAUCUGAAUUCAAGUGUACCUGGAUAUGGAGAUUUCAGAGUUGUCUCACGAUCUGGCAAAGGACCUCCAAAAGUCAAUGCGUAUUUAUGUGGAGCCCUGGGAGUAAGGUUUAAUUAA